Messenger RNA from Pseudopodoces humilis (Tibetan ground-tit), 646 nucleotides. NCBI's taxonomy places the organism in Eukaryota, Metazoa, Chordata, Aves, Passeriformes, Paridae. The record is from RefSeq and is a predicted model, not a curated record.
UACCCCCCAGCUGAUCCCAAUGUGUCCCCGCUCUCUCCCACUACCCCCCAGCGUUUCCAUCUCGCUGGUGCCCUUUAACUCCCAGCCCGGCCGCCUGCUCUGCUCCCUGAUGGAUUUCUACCCUGCCGAGAUCCAGCUGAGCUGCUCCCAGGGCCAGCAGGAGCUCUCGGGGCACGUGCUGGCCACUGCAGACCCCAGCGGGAACUGGAGCCAGCAGCUCCUGGUGCUGCUGGAAACCGCCCCCCAAUGCGGGCUCAGCUCCAGCUGCCAGGUGGAGCACGUCAGCCUGGAGCACCCCCUGAGCCGGCACUGGGAGAUGCUGCCGGACCCUGGCUGCAGCAAGAAGCUCAUGGGGAUCGGGGGCUCCAUGUUGGGCUUUGUGUUCCUGGUGCCGCUAGGGCUCAGCUUUUGCCUGCACAAGAAGCUCCUGAGCCGCCGCUGCUCCCCGUGGCCUUGGGCCCAGCUGGGCCCCCUGCUCUGUCUCCAUGAUGAUUUUCGAGGGGGUCGUGUGUCCCCCCAGCCCCGCCGUCACUUUGUCCCCGCCCCGCUGCUCCCCGAAAUCAAAACUGUGGAAUCACUGAGGUUGGAAAAGUCCUCCAAGACCAUCCAGUAUUCCUUGAUGCCACUAGAAGAUAGGAUUGAAUGA